AGUUAGCUGAAAUUUUCAAAAUUGGUCUUGUAAAAUUGAACAUCAUUAUCGAACUGGGAACUGACAAGCAUACCUAAUUCAGGACAGAAAGAGACUGGUCAAGUGAAGCUGGGGAUCGACUCUGUCAUAAGAAUUAAAAGUAGCCUAGCUCUAGUUGUGCUUGAUCAUCUCAAUAUUUACGGUGGUUGUUCGUAAAAUUUAGUGCUUGAGUUUUUGAUUUAUCAUCGUUAAAAUGGGUGUCAGGACUUUGAACAUCAUUCUGGAUAAGCAAGAUAAGGUUUAUAAUCCGGGAGAAAGGGUAACCGGCAGAGUUCGACUGGUGCUGGAUUGUGAAAAGAAAAUCAAAGUCGUCGAACUCAAGCUUAAAGGAAAAGCUAAGUGUAAAUGGGAUGAAGAAGAAAGCUACACAGACGACGAAGGUCACAGUCAAACCAGAACACGUUGUCGAAAAUCAACUGAAACCUAUCUAAAAAAUGAACAAAAUUUGAUCGGAGGAAAAGGUAAAUUUAAAUUAGCUGCUGGAGAACAUGUUUACCCAUUUAGUGUGGUUUUGCCAAUUCGUGCUCCAACAUCAUUCAGUAGUUUUUAUGGAGAAGUCUCGUAUUAUGCAAAAGUAAAAGUUGAUACUCAAAUGGCUGCCGAUAAAAAAGAACGAACAGAAUUUACUGUGAUUAAUCCUUUGAAUCUGAAUUUAUUUCCCAAUUUAAGAACUCCGUAUAAAAAAGAAAAAAACAAAACGUUUUGUUGUCUGUGUUGUGCCAGUGGUCCUCUUACCAUCGUUGUGUAUUUACCUAAAACUGGCUUCGCUGCUUCAGAAUCUAUUCCAAUUACUCUGGAAAUCGACAACGCUAGCUACGAUUCUGUAGACGCGAUUAAUAUUAAUUUGAAACGAGAAAUAAAAUGGACAGCGGAUGGAUGCCAUAAACACAAAGAUAUAAAACUUGAAAAAAUGAGUUUACCCGGUGUGGAAGCAGGAAAAUCUCAUAAUUGGAGUGAGAAUUUCACGAUUCCGCCCGCUAAUACCUACCCGAACCUGGAAGAUUGUUCGAUCAUCAUAAUGAACCACGAAUUACACAUCCAAGUUGUCUGUGGUAUGUUUAGUAAUCUAGUUAUGCAUAUCCCUAUCACAAUCGGCGACAUCCCUCUGAGUGAAGAUCCAAACACCUCCACUGUUACCUCUCAGUCUCAACCUCAAACUCAUCCGAACAACGUAUCCUAUAAUCCUAAUCCUGACAUGCAAAUGCCACCACUUGGAGUAUCCGUGAGCCCGCUCCCUUCACCGUAUCUAACUCGAGCUCAUCCAGCUGCGAAUUACCCAUACCCAGGAAACCAAACCGGUGAAGCGUGUUUUGGAGUACCUCCUUUACAAAUCUGUCCUCAAGCUCUUCCUGGUUAUCAACCUGUAAUAACCAGUUCUCCGAAUUCCAGUUUCGUUGCAAUUAAUCCGUAUCUGAAUGCUGGAGGAGUGUCUCCUACUCUUUCUGUUCGAGGAUUUCCUCAACCGAGUUCCCCUGCUCUUUCUGUUCGAGAAUUUCCUCAACCGAGUUAUCUUACUGGCACAUACCCGGGUCCAGGAGGUGCUGUUCCGGUGCAUCAGUAUCAGCCAGAAAUACCACGUCAGCCGGCUACUAAUCCCGAGUAUGCUCAGAAUGCUCCUCAUCCUCCGGUCGUGUACUACGCCGCUGCUGGUGAUGGUAUGCUUCUUACACCUUUACUCUCGUCAUCUCCUUCUGCUCCUCGGUUUUAAGUUGAAUUGCGGCAUUCAACGUACCUGUUUCUGAAUAUAUUUUCAAUAAUUCUCAAACAGGCCUUUAUUUUUUAAGUAUAUGUGACGCGACGCGACAAAAUCGACCUUCGAGCCGAAAAUAAGUUUUUGAGUUAUGGGGGGUUAAAGUUUUUAGUCCAGUUCUGCUCGUUUAGCGGAAGCGCUUGCGUUCUAAUCAGGUUCUCCGGCUAAACUGAGCUAAACAUAGUCUUGGAUAACGUUUCUUGCCUGUCUUGUGUGAAUAUCACUGGGUAAAAUGUUAUUUACAUUGAUACAGGGGGCUCAGUCGUGAUAGCGCUCAUUUUUUCAAUUUUUUAUUUUAUUUUUUCAUUAUUUCAAUUUUGAAAUCGAUCUGAAGGCGAAACAAAGCGUUCUACGAGAAAAAUACAUCGAGCAAAGUUGUAGAGAAUUAAAUUUCCAAAAACCUAAAAGAGGUUUAUUUUUCUCCUAAAUGCAUAGUUUUUCCGUUUUUCUCAAAAAACAGAAAUUUUAUGGUAAUCAUCAUGAGGUUUUUGUUUUUUGAGAAAAACGGAAAAACUAUGCAUUUAGGAGAAAAAUAAACCUCUUAUAGGUUUUUGGAAAUUUAAUUCUCUACAACUUUGCUUAGUGAAUUUUUCUCGUAGAACGCUUUGUUUCGCCUCCAGGUCGAUUUAAAAGUUGAAAUAAUGAAAAAAUCAAAAAAAAAAAAUCAAAAAAAUCAAAAAAAUGAGCACACUUCUGACUGGAUUACCAUGUAUAUGGAGCUAUGCAAAUCAUAGGGACUUCUGGGUGGUUUUAAAUGAUUUUUGAAUGUCCGAGUACCAAAAAUCCGUCAAAAAGUGAAAAAUAAUUUUUAGGUCCGAAGGUCGAUUUUGUCCCGUCACGUCACAUAUUUCGUACUUGUAUGAAAGUUAAUUCAAUUUAUGGUACCCCUACCUAGUUAUUUUAAAGUUGAAUCGUCCCAAUUCUCAGGUUUUUUGAAAUUAUAUCACAGCUUAAAAAGUUGCCUUACCUACUAUAGACUCACAAGGGAACCUCCUGAAGUGUCACACUCCGAUUUGAACGGGACCGCGAUUUUUGAAAAGAGCAUAGUCUAAAACCCCCAAAACCAAAUUUUCAGCAGCCUGAGUUCAUUUUUCGAUUUUUGGCGAAUUUUUGAAGAUUCAAAAUUAACUGUUUUUGGCGAUUUAUGAUUUUUCUUAAAAAGUACGUACUUGAUCAGUAAAAAUGGUCAAAAUAAGUCCACCAACUAAUAUUAAUUACCCAAAUCCGAAUUUCACCAUUUCCAGCCAUUCUGGAGCCUCCAGCGCGAUUUUUCAAUUUCUCCAGAAUUUUGAAUUUGCUCCAGAAGGCGUGAAUAUGCAGUUGGGCAGCUAAAAAUCGAGUUGUGUAUUAUACUCGACCUGUUUAACGAGUAUAUCCACAUUUGAGCCGAUUUUGAGAGUGUCACCUCAAGAGUGGUUUUUUGACCAGCUUUUUUCAAAAUUAAAAAAUCCAAAAAUUCAAAAAAUAACCGUUUGUGAGUAAAUUUUUGAAAUUUGCGCGAAUCGCUGUAUUUUGUCCAUAACUAACCCCCCCCCCAUCCACAUUUCACAAUUUCCAGCCAUUCUGGAGCCUCCAGCGCGAUUUUUCAAUUUCUCCAGAAUUUUGAAUUUGCUCCAGAAGGUAUGAAUAUGAAGUUGGGCAGCUAAAAAUCGGGUUGUGUAUCAUACUCGACCUGUUUAACGAGUUUAUCGACAUUUGAACCGAUUUUGAGAGAGGUUUUUUGAGGUGUCACUCUCGCUCCAAUACCGCUGGAAAUUGUAGAAUUUGCGCGCCGGGGUUUAAUUCUUGAAAAAAUACAGCGAUUCGCGCAAAUUUCAUUAAAUUUUCUCAUAAACGGUUGUCUUUUGAUUUUUUGUAAAUUUUUUAAUUUUGAAAAAAUUGUCAAAAAACCACUCUUGAGGUGUCACUCACAAAAUCGGCUCAAAUGUGGAUAAACUUGUUAAAGAGGUCGAGUAUAAUACACAACUCGAUUUUUAGCUGCCCAACUGCAUAUUCACGCCUUCUGGAGCGAAUUCAAAAUUCUGGAGAAAUUGAAAAAUCGCGCGGCUCCAGAAUGGCUGGAAAUUGUGAAAUUUGGAGUUGAGGGUUAGUUAUGGACAAAAUACAGCGAUUCGGGUGAAUUUCAAAAAUUUCCACACAAACGGGAAACUUUUGAUUUUUUGGAUUUUUUAAUUUUGAAAAAUGCUGGUCAAAAAACCACAUUUGAGGUGUCACUCUCAAAAUCGGCUCAAAUGCGGAUAAACUCGUUAAACAGGUCGAGUAUAAUAUACAACUCGAUUUUUAGCUGCCCAACUUCAUAUUCACGCCUUCUGGAGCAAAUUCAAAAUUCUGGAGAAAUUGAAAAAUCGCGCUGGAGGCUCCAGAAUUUCUGGAAUUGGUGAAAUUGGGAUUUGGGUAAUUAAUAUUAGUUUUGGGUCUUAUUUUGACCAUUUUUAUUGAUCAAGUACGUGCUUUUUUAAAAAAAUCCUAAAUCGCCCAAAAACAGUCAAUUUUGAAUUUUCAAAAAUUCGCCAAAAAUCCAAAAAUGAACUAUGCUCUUUCCAAAAAUCGCAGUCCCGUUCAAAUCGGAGUGUGACACCUCAUGAGGUUCCCUUGUUAGAUUUUAUAAAUUAAGUUACAGCAUUUUUUGUUUUUCCACCAUUCUUCCCUACUCGUAUUUUACCCUUUAUUUUUAAUGAUAGGUAACCUAAGUAUGUACAGAUCAUUUUUAUUACAAUUAGAUAUCUAUAGCUGUUAUUGAAGAACAGUUUAUUUCAUGUGACUUGAUAUUCAGCAACAUGAGUAUUUUAUUUUGAUAUCAAGAUAAUUUUUUUUCAUUUUUAUGUACUUACCUAUUGUAGGUAGGUACCUAAUUUUAUUUUUCAAUCACUACAGAUUAAAGUGAUGACAGCGGGUAUGCAUACGCACUUGAAUUUACACAUUCCAGUAACAAUCAGCGACGUUAUCCUGAAUGGGAAUCCGAAUACGUUAUUUGGCCAAUAAUUGUCCUAAAAUUUCAAUUUCAAUGAUAUAUGAAGAUGUAUUAUUAAUUUUCAUUAAAUACCCAAUACCCAUUGA
This is a messenger RNA of Planococcus citri (citrus mealybug), 4846 nucleotides long. Its product is annotated as arrestin domain-containing protein 3-like. Gene Ontology annotation, biological process: protein transport. The record is from RefSeq and is a predicted model, not a curated record. Gene Ontology annotation, cellular component: cytoplasm. NCBI's taxonomy places the organism in Eukaryota, Metazoa, Arthropoda, Insecta, Hemiptera, Pseudococcidae. The coding region runs from base 233 to 1747 and encodes 504 amino acids. The transcript is spliced from 8 exons.